AAUCAUUUGUUGUUGUCUUGGCGUAUUUCAUGAUAUAUGGAUUCAUAACUGUUGCCAUCGUGUCCUGAGAGUAGAAUUUGCGUAGCUUAACCCAGCAUCUAGGAUCAGUAACCUCGAGAGCAAUCGACUUUACCUGCAUCAGUAUGGAUUCUCCCGAGAACACGGUACCGGCUUCGGUGGAUAUCUACGCCGUGUUAAGCAUUUUGCUGGUGGCAAUCAUGUGGGGCGCUACCAACCCUUUCAUCAAACGGGGUAGCAUCGGGUAUAACGAGCUAAAGGCAGACAGCAAACUGGGCCAACUUUGGUUGGAAGUACGAUUUCUUAUAACUCGUUGGCAGUACCUGCUUCCAUUGGUGAUCAAUCAGUUGGGCAGUAUCGUGUACGUAUUAACCCUGCAACGGACGGAACUGUCGCUCACCGUUCCAAUGGCGAACUCGUUAACGUUCGUUUUCACUGCCAUCACCGCUCGACUGCUGGGCGAACGACAAUCGGGCUGGAAAAUUUACUGUGGAAUGACUCUAGUCAUACUAGGGACCGUAAUCUGUGGACUUGAUAAAAUGUUGUGAUACGCUUGUUUAAAUCUAGUUGAAAUAUAAUUUAAAGCUAACAA
Anopheles gambiae (African malaria mosquito) is the source of this 610-nucleotide messenger RNA. RefSeq names its product transmembrane protein 234 homolog. Bases 144 to 566 code for a protein of 140 amino acids. The record is from RefSeq and is a predicted model, not a curated record. The transcript is spliced from 4 exons. Lineage: Eukaryota; Metazoa; Arthropoda; Insecta; Diptera; Culicidae.